AUAAAAGGAGGAAAACUAACCACUAUCCACAAACCACACUUUUGUCAUGGGUAACAGGGAGAUUGCUCGCCUUCUUGUGCUGUCGGCCUUUGUAGCAUUAUGUGCUGUUGUGUUGUUUUCCACAGACACAGAAGCAGCAGUUAUCAAAAAGGCACAGGACAAACAUGUCAGCCCUCCUAAAAAACUAGCAAUUCCCUACAAAAAGCAAGUAAGAGGGGGUAACAAAGGAAACUGGAAAUAUGGUCUGGGUAAAAGAAGAAACAGAGGACGACGAAUCUACAGAGGUAGAGCUAGGGGCAAUUAUCGAUUCGGCAAAACGAAGAGAUUUCAACGAUUUAGAGGGGAAAAAAGGUCCAGGGGACUAGCGAGGGGGAAAUACUCAUUUGGGAGGGGGAAAGGGAGAAACGGGUCACGAGGACUUAGAAAGUACAGAGGCAAAAGUGUUGGGCGGGGCCGUGGAAGAAAAUAUGGACGCGGUGGCAGGGGGCGUGGCCAAAGAAAGUACCGUGGUCAUAGAAAGGGCCGUGGUCGAGGAAAGGGGCGUGGCCGAGAGAAAGGGCGUGGCCGAGGAAAAGGUCAAGAUCGAUGGCGAAGCUAUCGUAAGCGUGGUUAAAAACACUCUUGUUGGUGUAUAUGAUACAGGCAAAAAAAUGAAAUAAAAUUUUACUUCACUGCA
Molecule: messenger RNA, 676 nt
Organism: Magallana angulata
Lineage: Eukaryota; Metazoa; Mollusca; Bivalvia; Ostreida; Ostreidae
Product: sperm protamine P1-like
Exons: 3
Coding region: 47-613 (188 amino acids)
Source: RefSeq, a predicted model, not a curated record